AUUAAAAAAAAAAAGCAUCGGAAGGACGAGAAACAAUCAUCACGGGACACAUAGUGUGUGAUGGAUUUCAUGCACUGAUUCAAUCCAAUGGAAAAUACUCUACGUAAACUUUGACGAAUCCUGUGAGCUCUACUUCCAGUCACGGUCUUCUGGCUUCUUGUUCACACCACCGUCCGCCUCACGUCUAAGACAACAUGGGCACCGUUCUCUCUCUGUCCCCCAGUUAUCGCAAGGCCGCCCUGUUUGAGGACGGUCCGGCAACUGUGGGGGCCUACACCGCUGUUCAGAACAGCAAAAACGCGAAGGACAAGCCCCUAAAGCGGCAGUCCCUCAUUAACAUCCUACCAUGGAAGCGCAUCGUGGUGGUUUCAGCCAAGAGAAAAGGCUCCAAGAAGCUCCAAUCGGGAGACAGCCAGGACGAGGGCCACCUCAACAGCCAGAACCUGAAGAAGUCCCAGUCCUGUGCCAACCUCUCCACUUUAGCCCAGGACUCCACAAUUUCCGCGGCUGCCGCUGCCGCCGCCGCCAUCCCCACCUCCAAAACCACCUCCAACAUGGUGGCCACAGCCAAACGGACCUCGCUGACCGGCUCAGUCACAGGCCAGUCCACCAAUGCCGGCACGCCCAAGCGGGUCAUCGUUCAGGCGUCCACCAGUGAGCUCCUCCGGAGCCUGGGGGAGUUCCUGUGCCGCCGCUGCUACCGUCUGAAGCGGCUGUCUCCGGCCGACCCGGUCCUGUGGCUGCGCAGCGUGGACCGGUCCCUGCUGCUACAGGGGUGGCAGGACCAGGGCUUCAUCACGCCCGCCAACGUUGUCUUCCUCUACAUGCUGUGCCGGGACGUGAUCUCGGCCGAGGUGUCCAGCGAGCGCGAGCUCCAGGCCUCGCUGCUCACCUGCCUCUACCUGUCCUACUCGUACAUGGGCAACGAGAUCUCCUACCCGCUCAAGCCCUUCCUGGUGGAAGCCGAGAAGGAGGCUUUCUGGGACCGCUGCCUGGAGAUCAUCAACCGCAUGAGUACCAAGAUGCUCCAGCUCAACUCAGACCCACACUACUUCACACAGGUCUUCGCAGACCUCAAGAAUGAGAGCCAGAAGCAGAAGGAGGACCACCGGUUGCUGAUUGGCUUAGAUCGAUAGAAAGAACACAAAACAGAACAAAAGAGACCAAAUGGGGAAGGGGAGGAAAAUUCCAAAGGGAGGAGUUUAAAUAAUAUAUGGGGCUUAAAUUCUAUAUUUUUUAUUUUUGUUUGGGUGGGCGGGCAUGCUUCUCUGGGACUGAGGAGAGGACAGUGUACAACUUGUACUGAUGAAUUGCUUGAGACAUUGCUUGAUGAAAACUCAGAGAAACUGAGAAAAACAGGAGAACGUCGUAGAACAAGAAUGUUUAUCAUUCAUUUCGAGAUGAGGAACAUCAACAAUGCUGGUAAAUGAACACACUAAAUAUCUUUCCUCCCUAAAAAUUCUCAAAAAGUCCAUUGGUAAACUGAGUAUUCAGCAUCAUGUCAUAACAAGUCAGACAAGCAGUGUCUCCCCUGGAAACUAGAUGACUUUCCCCCCACUAAUCCAAUUAAAGAACUACAUAGGGAAAGAUGUGAAGAAAUCGGUGCCAAGUUUUGCGAUUCUUGGCUGGCUAGACUUACCAGUCCUCUGGCUGCUUCAAAAUGGACGACAAUGAGUGGAGGCAGCAACAGCCACCGAAAGGACUUUGAAGAUGGUGGUUUAAAUAUCAGGAAAUCCCCCCUCAGCUUUCGGCAGUGACCAAACGUACACCCUUUGCCAGUGCUAAAGCUAUCCUUCCAUAACCUGAUUAAGUUAUCUCUGUGUGGUACGGAUCUCCCGCUCAGUCACACUCAUCUGUGCCAAUGUUCACCCCAAACCCAGGAUGGAGAAGCUUCUCUGGGACUAAGUAUGAUCUACCAGCAAUACUGUUGACGUUCCUAGUUAUUAUGUCUAUUUACAGUGAACUGAAUAUAUAUGUAUAUAUAUAUAUAUAUAUAUAUAUAUAUGUUUAUAUAUAUAUAUAUGGAUAUAUAUCACUGGGAAGACUACACAGUGUUUCAUGUUAUGACGCCACAUGCCUCUUAGGCUGUCAUUUUCAGCGCAUCUACAUUACCUGGCUAGCACAAAAAAAAACAUAAUUUUAGCACUUUUUUGAAGUAUAAGCAGAGUUGUUGAGCCAGGAGAUGUAGUAUUGAUUAUACAGUACUGUACAUGGAGCCAAAUUAACUGAAAGAGGCAAGAGUCUGAUUGAUAUGGUCUGAGUAUUGUUGUCAGAAGGACAACCCAACAUCUCACCUCUUCCUCUUUUGGUUCGUCCUGUUUUCCCACGUCAGAGAGAUUUUGGAGUCACAAAUGAAGAAUAGAAAAGAGCUGGCAGCCGGAGCAGGACAGAAAUGGUGGACUAGCCUGGUGUGACAAGCACAUCGGCACCCAAUCAGGAGUGAGAACAACAUUCUUCCAGAACAGUCUACUUGUAGACUACCUACCUUUUCACUGCAUAAAGAACAAAUUAAAAAAGGAUCCUCGGAUCUCCACCAAGGAGGCACAAACCUAUUGUAGGGAGAUUUAUUUAUAACCUUUGAUUUCUUCUUCUCCUCCUUCUUCUUCUCCUUCUUCUUCUUCUUCUUCUCUUUUUUUCUCAAAGGAAUUGUGUGUGUGUGUGCCUAUACGGGUGCUUCUUGCAUGCUUCUCCCUUUGCUUAAACACACACACACACACACACACGGACACUCUUUCAUCUUACACUUAGAUACACUUAUGUUGAGAUACCUUAUAUGGAGAUUCCUUCUUUCUUCUCUCUUGUGGUCCUGUCUGUUUGUUGAAUCAUGUGCCAUAUCAUACUGAGAUCUUUUGUCUUGGAGGGAUGCCAAAGGUUAGGGAUAUUUUUUUUUGCGAAGCAAAACAAUCACAAGCCAACAAACUGAAUUUGUCUGAAUUCAUUAAAACAUCCAGAUGUAGAUUUUUGUCCCAAAAUGUAGCCGUUGCCAAUUUACAUAUCAGAGCUGACUAAUGUGAAAUACAACAACCAGUGUUUUGCCACAAUCUGGAAACAGUGGGGGAAACAUGGCAAAUGUAGUUAUACAAAUAUAUACGUUAAAAAAUAUAUAAUUAUAAAAGAGAAUUAGUGUAAAGAGGAAUCUCUCCCCUUCAUUUGUCCCGAGGGCAUAAAUUAGUUUAAAGUUAACUGACAAGGGAUGCUGGUGUUGUGUGUAGCUUUUAAAUACAGCUGAUCCAGGAUCUGAACAGCACUUUCCUUGUCCUGUGUGUCUGAUUGGCUGAUCCAGGAUUUGAACAGCACUUUCCUUGUCCUGUGCGUCUGAUUGGCUGAUCCAGGAUUUGAACAGCACUUUCUUUGUCCUGUGUGUCUGAUUGGCAGAGGCAAAGUUGCCCAAGAUAUCAAGGAAAUGAAAGGAAUUGAAGUGUACAUGUUAUUUAUGCGAAGGCCCAAUAACUUAGAGGAAAGAGGGAGGGUCUAAUGGCAAUUCAUUCAUUUUAAAAUACUGCUUUUAUUUUCCUACCUGUGCUUUCAUCUCUAAACUGGAUCAAAUUACUUUCUCCCUCAUUUUUAAACUCCCCAUGCCAAUUAUGUCAAACGGUCAGGAGAACUUUGAUGACCUUUGAGAUUUGUGCCGAUUGGAUGUUCAGUUUCAUUCAAAUGAAAUGAACUCUUAGCUUAAAAAGAGCUAGAGUUACAGAUAAGGAUGAGAUCCUUGACUGAGUCCUAAGUAAAGUGCUGAAUGUAAUUAAUAGGCCAAGUGACGAAUAUGUUCUAUUUAUUAUUAUUAUUAUUAUUAUUAUUAUUAUUGCUAAAACCCAGAGAUGGCUAGUCACUGGGGAAAGGCUGUUUAUCCAGGGGCUUUUGGGAAUGGAAUUCAUUUUGUAUCCUCAUAUGCAGACACCUUCAUAAUGAUGUGCCAUUUCUGAUCAUAACACUUAAUGUUUGAUGUGACAAACAAUAAGAAAAAAGUGUAUAGUAGCAAAGGACGUGUACAUUUAGUUCUCUUCUCUAUUUUCCUUUGUGUACGCCGUUGUAUGAUUACUCUGAUUAUUUUUGUUGAACAAAACAAAGCAAACAAACAACAAAAAAAACAAACAAAAGCUGUGUUGUUAGACUAUACAAGAAAGCAAUCUGUGACUCUGUGUGUAUGUGUAUGAAUGUGUAAGAGUUUGUACGAUGAGUCAGUCCAACUCUUCUAUUUACUUUAUAUAUAAAAAAAAGAAUUAAA
Messenger RNA from Clupea harengus (Atlantic herring), 4225 nucleotides. Its product is annotated as cyclin-dependent kinase 5 activator 1-like. Gene Ontology annotation, molecular function: cyclin-dependent protein serine/threonine kinase activator activity; protein kinase binding. The record is from RefSeq and is a predicted model, not a curated record. Gene Ontology annotation, cellular component: protein kinase 5 complex; growth cone; cytoplasm. Gene Ontology annotation, biological process: axon guidance; brain development. Lineage: Eukaryota; Metazoa; Chordata; Actinopteri; Clupeiformes; Clupeidae.